Clavispora lusitaniae ATCC 42720 is the source of this 453-nucleotide messenger RNA. The record is from RefSeq and is a predicted model, not a curated record. NCBI's taxonomy places the organism in Eukaryota, Fungi, Ascomycota, Pichiomycetes, Serinales, Metschnikowiaceae.
AUGGCCGAAAAAAGAUGGGGAGCACUGAGGCAUUUGAGAUCUCAGGUUACUACAAUUACUAUAAUUCUAUUGAGGUUCACCAGAAUAACUUUGCGGUUAUCAAUGCAAUUGGAGAUAAUGUCACGCUCGUAUUCUUUGGAUAUCUCAUUCGCUACUUAUUCACGUUCAGAGAAAACUACUUUGGGGACUUCAAGCACUUCAAGACAUUUGAAGAAUACUCAAGCACUUUGCAUCAUGGAAAUAACCCAGACAGAUCAGAUGAUGAUUCUUCCGCGGAUACAGAAUUCGAGACUACUCCGGAUUACUGGAAAAUGCUCAAAACAGAGAACGAUCUCAAUGUUUUGUUCACUUUUCUGGUGCGGGGAGGCCUCAUCAUAUUGCCCUGCAAUAUCUACGACCACCAACGUCAUAUCGGUCUUGAAUUCAGUAGUUUGGAUGUGGAUAUCCACUUGA